This is a messenger RNA of Amphibalanus amphitrite, 2507 nucleotides long. Its product is annotated as transcription initiation factor IIB-like. The transcript is spliced from 9 exons. The coding region runs from base 433 to 1383 and encodes 316 amino acids. NCBI's taxonomy places the organism in Eukaryota, Metazoa, Arthropoda, Thecostraca, Balanomorpha, Balanidae. Gene Ontology annotation, cellular component: transcription preinitiation complex; nucleus. Gene Ontology annotation, molecular function: RNA polymerase II general transcription initiation factor activity; TBP-class protein binding. The record is from RefSeq and is a predicted model, not a curated record. Gene Ontology annotation, biological process: transcription preinitiation complex assembly; transcription initiation at RNA polymerase II promoter.
CGAAGAAAUGCGCUACGAAUUUUUGCACCUACGAAGAAAUGCGAGACGAAGUAAUGCGACACGAAUAAAUGCGCCGACGAAGAUUUGCGGACGAAGAAAUGCGGACGAAGAAUUGCGCGACGAAGAAAUGCCAUACGAAGAUUUGUCCUGGAAUCCUGCAGACUGAUACAUGUGCAUUGUGCAUGGAUCUCAUCAGAGUGAUGGAACUAUCUCAGUGGAUCUUAAAGCAAACACAUUAAGAAUUCUAUUGGAUCCCACCACACUCAUCCACCGAAACUGGACCAGCCAGCGCUCCAGGCGUAGGAGCGUGGUCACUGGCACCAGUGGCGACAGCCGGAUCUGUCUGCGUGGAUGUAGGCCGGUGGCCACUGACACCAGCAGCAGCCUCUGGACCAGCCAGCACUUCAGACUGUUUAAAUCACAAGAAGACAGAUGGCAUCAUCAAGUGGGCGGAAGGUGCAGCAGAUCGGAUGCCCCGCGCACCCGGAGGCCCAUCUGAUUGAGGACUACCGCGCCGGUGACCAAAUCUGCUCCGUCUGCGGCCUGGUCGUCGGAGACCGUGUGAUCGACGUCGGCUCGGAAUGGCGUACAUUCAGCAGCGACAAGAACGCCGCCGACCCGUCGCGUGUCGGUGGCGCCGAGAACAAACUCCUGGGCAGCUCCGACCUGAGCACCAUGAUCGGGGAUGCGCGCGGCGCCGCCUCCUUCACGGCUGACGGACAGAGCAAGUACCAGAACCGGCGACAGAUGAGCAGCUCUGACCGCGCGCUGACCAACGCGUUCCGCGAGAUCGCGCUAAUGGCCGACCGCAUCAGUCUGCCUCGCACCAUCGUCGACCGCUCCAACAACCUGUUCAAACAGGUGCACGACGGUCGCAACCUGAAGGGACGCUCCAACGACGCCAUCGCCUCGGCGUGCCUAUACAUCAGCUGCCGUCAGGAGGGAGUGCCGCGCACAUUCAAGGAAAUUUGCGCCGUCAGCAAGAUCAGUAAGAAGGAAAUCGGCCGGUGCUUCAAGUUGAUUCUGAAGGCGCUUGAUACUACCGUGGAUAUGAUCACCACGGGAGACUUCAUGUCGCGCUUCUGCGCCAAUCUGCGUCUUCCCAACUACGUGCAGCGCGCGGCCACGUACAUCGCUCGCCGCGCGGCCAAGGAGCUGGAUAUCGUGCCCGGAAGGUCGCCCAUCUCAGUCGCCGCAGCGGCUAUCUACAUGGCGUCCCAGGCAUCCGAGGACAAGAAGACCCAGAAGGAGAUCGGAGACAUCGCCGGCGUGGCCGACGUCACCAUCCGGCAGUCGUACAAACUGAUGCUGCCGCGCGCCGCCGAGCUCUUCCCGCCCGACUUCAACUUCCACACACCGAUCGAGGACCUGCCCGAGCUAUAGACGCGCACUGAGGCGUUCUUGGCGCACCGCGGCGGUCUCAGCGCGCCGUGGCGGUCUCAGCGCACCGCGGCGUUCGAUGGCGACGGCCGGCGCUCGGACGGUGGUGGAGGGUCGUCCGCGACUGGCUGAUUAUCUGUCAGCACACUCCCGUCUACCAGUUAACAAACACUCGCACAUGCACAGAAUGCGUGACUCGCGGGGCGGCUCGCUGUGUGCAUGGAUCACGCGUACUGCGGCGCGGUGCAGAGAUCGGAGAGAGAAGACAUUAAGCAGCUGCUGGACAGGUGGAGGGUGGCCAGUCGCCCGUCAGUGACUUCCUGAGGCGCUCGUUACGCCGCACAGUUCAGAAUUUGUAACAUUAUGCAGUGCGUCAAGUCGGCUAGUGCACCUGGGCGCUUCCGUGGCGCCUUCAAAGACAUGGAGAUUUGUGUGCGGUACAGCUGCCAAGACUGUGUUGGUGUGUUGAUUGGUCGCGAACGAUCGUGCAAGUGUCUACCAUAAUAGUGUCCAUGAGGCAGGGGUUUGGGCGGUGAGAUCAGUCCAAGGUCAAGGGCCCAAUUUUGUUAGGAUUGGAAAUGUGCGUGGGGGUUCGACCUUGGACUUCGUCGUCUUACGCACUUACUUUGUCUGCUGCAGGCUGUCGAUAUCUCAGUGUCACGCCUUUGCUGUGUCUGGAUGUGGCCGACCGUCCUUGCGCACUCUCAGAUCACGCCUUCCAUUUUCGAUGGUUAGUUGUGUGAAAGACAAUAAUCCGAAUGUUCUGUGUAACGCGCGUCCGCCGGUUCUGUGUAGCCAGCCCCAUUCCUCGUAGUACUGCAACCUUCCGCCAUUGUACAAAGUGACCGGCGCGUGAAGAAGUCGCCAUCCGGUCGAGAGGUUUCUGAGCAGCGUCAUUGAUUAUUUGAUCUGGGGAUACCAGCGCGGAAUCUGGGUGACAUUUUUUGGUGUUAGUCGUAUUUGUAUGUAUGUUUGUUUGUUCUAGAAAUAAGUGGAUGUGUCGGUAAACCACCACAUAUAUGUUGUAACUGCACAGACAUCGUUUCUUUCAUUCACUUCAAAAUGCUGGCAGAAAUUCCACUAUUUUGUCUAUGUAGCAUUGGCGUGAAUACAUAAACCACAAAAUC